GCUGAUGUACAUGAUGGUGUGGCUGAAGAUAACCAGAAGAUUAGUUCCGUGGCUGAUGUUAUUAAGUUUAUUCAGACUAAGAAUGGAAUUACUGUCAAGGAAAAUGAUUCAUAUGAGGAUUUUGAUGAUGAUAUAAUGUUUAUUGAUGUAAGGAGAAAUUUUUUUAUUCAAGAUGCAAUGAGAGAGUGCAGUAAAAAGAAAUUUGAUCCUAAGAAGGUGAUAAAGGUGACUUAUGUUGGUGAGGAGGCUGUGGAUUAUGGUGGACUCAGACGAGAGUUUUGGCAAUUACUGGUUCAAAAGGGAUGUCAGCAUUAUUGUGUGGGAGGAGAUAGUGGAGUUACUUUUAUUCAAAACACUGCAGCUCUUCAGAAAUUUGAACUCAAGUUCCUUGGCAUGUACACAGCUAUGUCUAUCAUACAAGGGGGUAUCGGGUUUCCCGUUCUUCACCCAGGAGUUUAUAGUUAUAUAUGGAGUGGUGUUUAUGUUGGGGCUGUUAUAUGUGAUGAUGGAAUAAUGCAGAGUUCGUUUCGAGAACUUGUAAAGAAGCUGCGGAAGUGUGAAGAUGACACUAGUGUUAGGGAAGUGUUCAGUGAAACUGAACAUCUAGAUAUUUUGUGUGAAACAGGGUACAGGAAACCGAUUAAUUGUUUGACAAUUGGUGAUGUUAGUGAAAUCGUAGAGAUUAUUAAAUCCCAUUGUAUAAAAGUCUCUAUUCCUGAGAUUAACCAAUUUGCUGAAGGAUUGGCAUCUCUUGGGGUUUUGGAUCUUAUUAAAGAGUACCCUGAUAUAAUGAAGGACUUCUUUGUUGAUAAUCAAAGAAGACUAACUGCAGCAAUUUUUCGAGAAAUAUUUCAAGUUAAAUAUUGUAACAAGGACAGUCCUAGGAGACAAACUGAAGAAGCGACUUAUAUAAUGUUUGUAGAUUUUAUUGAGAAGUGUGAAGAAAAAGAAAUAUGUGCUAAUGUCAGUGAUAUAAGCUCUGGUGUUGAAAAAUCACAGAGAGAGUAUGUAACACUUGAGGAUAUCUUACUAUUUUGCACUGGUACCACUAAAGUUCCUCCAGAUGGUUUCUACACCAAGCCUACAAUAUGUUUUUCUGAUGAUUUGCUUGCUACUGCUAGUACUUGCGACCUCAUACUUAGGAUUCCAACUGCAUUUUAUGACAAUAGUGAAAAGUUUGAAGAAAUGUUUGUUUGGAGCUUGAAAGGUCAUAUUGGAUUUGGAAGAGUUUGACUCAUUUAAUUCAAUUUCUUUGAUUAUUACUAAGAAUAUUAAAAAAUUCUGUAAUUAAAAAGUCAUGUUUAAAUUGUUGCCCUUGAAACAAAA
Molecule: messenger RNA, 1326 nt
Organism: Amphimedon queenslandica
Lineage: Eukaryota; Metazoa; Porifera; Demospongiae; Haplosclerida; Niphatidae
Product: G2/M phase-specific E3 ubiquitin-protein ligase-like
Exons: 8
Coding region: 136-1233 (365 amino acids)
Molecular function (GO): ubiquitin-protein transferase activity
Source: RefSeq, a predicted model, not a curated record